Molecule: messenger RNA, 984 nt
Organism: Penicillium robsamsonii
Lineage: Eukaryota; Fungi; Ascomycota; Eurotiomycetes; Eurotiales; Aspergillaceae
Product: SAGA-associated factor 29 family protein
Exons: 3
Coding region: 1-984 (327 amino acids)
Cellular component (GO): SAGA complex
Source: RefSeq, a predicted model, not a curated record
AUGUCUCGCAACCGCCCCCGACCCAGAGACAACGGCUUUGGCAAUAAUGAGGAAUUGGAGCUCUGGACCAAGAUCUGCCAGGAUAUUCGAAAAUCAAAGGAGAAGUUCGAUCAGCAGACUUCAUUGUCCUUGCAGAUUAAAGCUUUGGUGGACAAGAUCGCCCAUGAUGGCAACCCAGAACCGACCAUGGCUGAACACGACCAACUCGAUAGCUGGCUCCGCCUAAGUCAAAAGCUCAGCGAAGAUGAGCGCUCGAUCAUGCAGGACGAACCAUGCGACGUAAUCAAAAACCUAGAACUGCUCACAGCAUUGCGCAAGGCAUCCGAAGCCGAAGCACCUCCCAAUCGGUCCGCAUCGUUCAACAAGUCGCGCAAGAAAAGAAAUGAAGUCGAAGGUUCGGUGACCGACUCCCCCAGUGCCUCGGGGGCUGACAAGUCCGCUCGCUCAAAGGGGACCAUCCCACGCAGCGCCAGCGUCUCAUCAAGCACGCAAGCCCGCGACGGGGGCCGUCAGGAUAACCUCAUGGUCAAGGUCGAGGAAGGGCCGUCGGAAGGGACCAAGGGCACUGUCGCAGAGCGGAAUGGCCAGUUGGUGGUUGGGGCUCAGGUGGUGUUCAAACACAAUAAGAAUAAACAAGGCGUCGAGGGUGAGGGGAUCCAAUGCAUAAUCAAGGCUGUUAGUGGCGACGGACCGAAGAAGCGAUAUGAUGUGCAGGACCCCGAGCCGAAUGAGAAUGGUGAGCAGGGGGCAGUUUACAAAACUACCGCUGCCUCUCUCAUUCCAAUUCCUCAGCUCAGCGCCCACUUGUCCACGUACCCUGCUGGCAAGCAGGUCCUCGCGCGAUACCCGGACACUACCACAUUCUAUCGUGCGGAAGUGAUGGGCGCAAGGAAGGACGUCUAUCGCCUCAAGUUUGAGGGUGAAGAGGACGAUAAAGAGAUGGAGGUUGACCGGCGAUUUGUGCUGGAUAUCCUGGGCAAGUAA